AAAAUAAUAAGAUAUACGAAACGAUUUUGCAAAACGUUCUUACGUAACUCGCCUCACGGCUGGUCUUCGAUUAAUGUUAAUGAUUACUAUUCUAUGAAAAUACGAGGAAAUUCAAUACUACGAAUACUUAUUAUUUCUUUCUAUUUACUUUUUCCAUUUAUUUUUAUCUUUACUAUUAUAAAAAUAAUUACUCAGCUUUCAAGCAGCCUUUACAUAGGAAAAAAACUCAGCAAAGACGUAGAGGGGAUAUGCAUAUUAUUUAAAAAGCAAGCGCAUCAGACAGAAUUUUUAUUGUAUUCACCGUCUUUACCGAAGGAUAUCCACAUGCUUCGAUUUCUUUCCACUUGUUCACAGUGCCGCAUUUGCUCUAGUUUUGAGCAAAUAUCCAUUCGAUUCAACUCUAGCUUAUGAACAUUUAUAUGUGCGAAUACGUUCUUCCGUGCAUCAUUCAUUUCCAAGAAAUCGCUCCUGAAGAAUUCAUUAAGGGAUCUUCAACGAAAGUUAUUUUCAAUGGGUGAGAAAGACAUAGAAAUGAAGCAAUCGUCGAUACAAAUGUCAAAAGAUGCGUCUAGCGAGAUAGAUUUAGAAGAAUUGGUCCAACUUGCCCUUAACGAAACAGGCUUUGGUAAAUUCAAUCUGAAGGUGAUGGCCCUUUGUAGUCUGAUUUAUCUGAACACAGCACUCAGUAUAAGCAGCAUCGGAUUUAUUCUUCCUUCCGCAGCAUGCGAUUUUCAAAUGAGCACGAUCGAAAAAGGGAACAUCAAUAUUAUAUUUUUAAUCGGAAUGGCUUGCGGCUGUUACUUUUGGGGUUGUUAUGCCGGAAUCAAAGGUAGAAUAAAAACUUUGACGAUCUCAUUGUUUCUUCAAGGAACGUUUGAAAUUUUCUGUAGCAUCGUCCCACACUAUGGAUUAUUCUUAUUAUUUAAAUUUCUCAGCGGAUUCUCGUUAAGCGGACAAAGCGGGACGCUCUUUGUUUAUUUAGGAGAAUGUCAACCAACAAAAUAUAAAGAGACAUUACUUUCUUGGUUGGAGAUGGCAUGGACAUUAGGUCUUACGGUGGCACCACUUAUCGGUUGGAUAAUUAUUCCAUUAAAGUUUGAUUUCGAUACGAAACCUUUCGUAUUUCACUCUUGGAAUCUAUUCGUUUUAAUAUGUUCCCUUCCGUCAUUAAUUAUCGGUUUUUGGACGUUACAUUUCACUGAAAGUCCCAAAUUUCUUGGCGAAAUUAUGCAAAUGUCGGAAUUGGCCGUGGUACUUGGAAAAAUAUAUUCCGAAAAUACUGGUAAUCCGGUGGAAAAAUAUUUCGAAAUACUCGCUAAAAGUGAAAAUCCUUUACAUAAAACUUUGAAAAUCAACAAUUAUGAAAAUUCGAAGGAGGAAAGUAAAAUGAAUAAUUUCCGUGCGAUUGUGCAUUCGAUGUAUACGCAAACGAUAUCUCUUUUUAAACCACUCCACAUUAUGAGAAGUCUUAACGUAUUCAUUCUCAUAUGCUGUAUUACGGCCUCGUACUAUACGCUGAUGCUUUGGUUUCCGGAAUUGUUUCAAAGAUUCGCCAAGUACGAAAUAAUGUAUCCAGAAAAAUUCGCUAGCGUAUGCAAGAUUUCGAAAAUAAAUCAACUUGGAAGCAAUAAUACAUUGGUGCUAAAACGUGACAUAUACGACUGCGAAAAUAAUAUUCACGAUAAUGUCUUUUCCCAUACAUUUCUCUUAGGACUCGCUUGUAUACCACUCAGUAUUAUUCUUCCGCUGACCGUUAAAUACACGGGUUAUAAAAUUUAUUUAAUAAUUUGCACAUUCCUCUGUACUAUAGUGACCAUAGGCUUUUUCUUUAUAAAAUCAUCGACACAAAAUCUUAUACUUUCUUGCAUCUUUGAAGCGUUAAUUUCUAUAUGCAUGAGUAUUAUCUUUUGCGUGAUCGUCGACCUUUUCCCUACCAAUAUAAGAAUGAUGGCAAUUGCUCUAGCUGCAUUUUGCGCACGUUUGGGAUCGUUUGUAGGAAAUUGGAUAUUUGGUUAUUUAAUAGACAAUUAUUGUUUAUCAUUGAUUCUCAUAGUAGCUACACAACUUUUCUUAAGCUUUAUACUCAGCUGUCUUACACCUGGAAGAUUUGGACAAGCAAAAGCAAUCAAAAACACAUAAUUCCAAAUAUUUCGAUAAAAUGUAUGUAUCGAAUCAUAUAUUUGUGUAAGAUGAAGAUGAAUUUGUUAGACAUGUAAUGUAUGAUAUGAGAUAAUUUUAUCUAACAUUAUAAUUUUUGCAUAUUUCCAUUGGAUGCUAUAUAUAUUAUUUUCAUUAAAUGUUCACUCUUUCUAGAUACUCGAGAUUAUCAAAUAAGAGUAAUUAGCUCGGCAAAUGUUAAUAUGUACACACUAACUGUACAUAUCUAUAUACAUACACACGCACACACACACACAUGUGAUAUUUCAGGUUAUACAUUUAGGCUCUAUUGCCGACGAAUGGUCGAAAAUGUCACGUAACUGAUGAUGUCAUUCUCUCUGAACAAACAGAACUUUACUCGUUAUACGUAAUCGCAAUUAUUUGACCUUGCGACGGCAUCGGAGAGUCUAAUUUUGUUUUAUCAUCUCCCUUAUUCAUACUAUAUGUCUAUCAUAUCCCUUGGUCAUACUAUACGCAGACUUUUUACAAGAUGUGACAAAUCAAUUCAUUCAUUCUCUUCGUUGGACUUUUAAGAUUCAUUCCUUCACUCAAUCGUUCAUUUCAUUCAGCUUCUUUUUAUUUAUUCGUCCUCACUUUUGUCAAUGCUCUUGAUUGGAAAAGUUGUCGAAUAGUAUGUAUUCUUUAAUUAACAUUAUCCGUUGUAUGUAAGUACACAAUUGAGAGAUAAUUCGUUCGGACUUUGUGUGCUAUUGGUGUGCUAUAAAGCAGAGCACUGGCGAUCUUUUAAAAGUGUUCUCUUUCUAUUCGUUUGGAAAGGUUUACGCUAUGAAUUCUCAUGGUAACAAUUUUUGUCUGAUUUAUCCAAAAUAUAAAAGAAAAAUGUUCAUCUUUAAAUUAUUACCUUACUUGAACACCUCGUGAGAUUCUUGAAAAGCAUUAUUUCCUUCGGUAAAAUCAUGUCCAAAAAUAGGUAAUCUUCAAGCGAGUAAAAACUCGUUUGGAAAAUCGGUAAUAAUGGUCCCAUGUGGAAAAUCUGUAUCUUUCGAAUGAAAUCGAACAAAAAUUUCAUCAAAAUCGGACAAAAGUCGCGACCAGGAGUAUUGAUAGGCGUAAACCCUAGCAACACGCUACAUGUAUUUCAUGCAAGCAUGUUCGCAUACAUCUGAUUUUUACUUUGAAGAAUUGAAUUGACGCUAUUAUGUUAUAAAUUUUAAACCUGCAAUAAAUAUAAUAAUAUGAAUAAAUUUAGUUAGACAUAGAUCCAUGAUUAUAAUCUAUCAGUCCUAGCUAUCAUUAUUCAAAAUAAUAAAAUUUAAUAAACGUUAUUUUCUUGUCACUUUCUUCUCCCCCUUUUACAGCUAAUGGAUACGUUUCUUUCGUUCUCCUGUUACUUCUUUUAGCCCAUUUUGGGCACAAUUAUCUUUUUAUAUUGUCUGUUAUUUUUGACCUGGCGUUCAUACCCAUUUCAUUGUUAAUGAAGCGAAAUAUGUUAUUCGAUUAUUUAAAUAUACAUAAUGUUAAAAUUUGUUAUUAUCUCAAACGAAUCCGCAUGUUUUCAUUCAUAAAAAUAGAAACUUAUUACUUGUUCUAUAAAUAUGGGCACACCGAUAUCGUAAUCGAAUAUUGAUAAUUUGAUAUUAGGACCCAAUGUGGACUUUUCUGACCCCACAUAUUAGUGAACCACGUUCAUGAGAUAACGAAUAAGCGCCGAAUCAUCGCCAAGUUUUUCAAAUGUCCAUAAGCAUAAUAAUCAUCUUAAAUGCAAAUUCGACGCGAAUACUCGAUAAAUUGGAGAUAAACGAGAAAUAAAACAGAAACCAAUGUUGGUGUAACAAUUAUUGCUAAAUAAAGGAAAGAAAUUAUCAGAAAACAACUUUCACGCAAAUACGGACGAUUGUAAAUCAUCCACGUAUUGCCAAAAUCAAAUCAUUUUUUAGCAAAAGCAAAAGAUUGCAAAAAGAUUGGGAUUUGCCAUAAAAUCAUUUAUCCAAAAAAAAAAAAAAAAAAAAGAAAGAAAAAAAGAAAAAAAGAAAAAAAGAAAAAAAGAAAAGAAAGCACUUUCAUUAUAUAUAGUUCUUCUUUCCAAAAUUGGGAAACUGUCUCGUCUGUACAAUUUUUCGAAAGUUCCACUUUAGUUUUUCCUCGAAAUCAAAUUGGUUUGACAUAACUUUUUAUCUUGUUUCGAAGAUAAAGAAGUGUAUAAUAUUUAAGAGUGUAUAAUUAAAAGUUAUAUUGAAAAUAUUAUCAAAAGAUCAAUAUAAUUAACUGGAACAAAAUUCAUUCUCGUGAAUGAGCAGUUUUAUCGAUCAGUUAAUUACAUAGCCUAAUGAUUAAUCCUAAUAUUUGUAAACACAGGAAUGGCUUGCGGCUGUUACUCAUUGGGAUUUGUUAUGCCGGACUCAAAGGUAGAAUAAAAACUUUGACGAUCUCAUUGUUUCUUCAAGGAACGUUUGAAGAUAACAAGCUCUUUGAGAAAAUCGAAACGGUCAUUGUUACGUUAGAACUGCUCUUAACGGAUUGAUAAUUAAAUCAUGUCAUUCUCAAAUCGAUUAAUUUCUUUCAUUUGAUUAAACAGUGAAAACGAUGAAAAUAUUUAUUAAUGAUUUUUAACUUCUUUCAAUGAAAAAGCGCAAGCGUAAAGUAAGAGUUAUAUCCUUCCGUAGGUUAAGCGGGCAAAGCUGGACGCCCUUUGUUUAUUUAGAAGAAUGUCAAUCAACAAAAUAUAAGGAGACAUUAUAGCUUUUUUGGCUGGAGAUGGCAUGGACACAAAGGUCUUACGGUGGCACCACGUAACAACGAUUUCAUUAUUUUACUUUACAUAUUCUUCAAAGUAUAUUUUAUUGUCCAAGUAUUUCAUUACUUUUUAAUCGGCAUAUAAUCGGCUGUUUAAUGAACUUAUUAAUAAAUAUGAUUUAUUAUUAAUUUUCAAUUAUCGAUUGGAUAAUCAUUCCAUUGAAAUUUGAUUUCGAUACGAAACCUUUCGUAUAUCACUCUUGGAUUCUGUGCGUUUUAAUAAGUUCCCCUUGCUUCAUUAAAAUUAUCUGUUUUUGAACGUUACAUUUCACUGAAAGUCCCAAAUUUCUUGCCGUAAUUAUGCAAAUGUCGGAAUUGGCCGUGGUACUUGGAAAAAUAUAUUCCGAAAAUAUAUUGAUAAUCCGAUGGAAAAAUAUUUCGUAAGUAUUCAUUAUCGUGCGCAUUCUUAAUCGAUAUUAUUAUUCUAAGAAAUGUCCUCGUGUCAAAUUUGAAGAGGAAAUACUCGCUAAAAGUGAAAAUCCUUUACAUAAGGCUUUGAAAAUCAAUAAUGAUGAAAAUUCGAAGGAGAAAAGUAAAAUGAAAAAAGAAAAAAAAAAAAAGAAAAAAAGGGUCGAUUGCUUUUCGAUGAGGAAAGGUUAGAUCGUUUACUAUCCGUUUUUUAUAUGCAACAAUGAUAAUAACAUAUUAUUGUUAAAAACGAUGAUAGAAUAGGAUCGCAUACUCACAUACCGUAUAAUAAAUCGAAAAGACUUUUAAUUAUUAUCUUUUAUAUCCCAUCCAUGACAUAUUCGCUCAGAAACAAAU
Molecule: messenger RNA, 5676 nt
Organism: Vespa velutina
Lineage: Eukaryota; Metazoa; Arthropoda; Insecta; Hymenoptera; Vespidae
Product: synaptic vesicle glycoprotein 2C-like
Exons: 12
Coding region: 511-2139 (542 amino acids)
Biological process (GO): transmembrane transport
Cellular component (GO): membrane
Molecular function (GO): transmembrane transporter activity
Source: RefSeq, a predicted model, not a curated record